Molecule: messenger RNA, 1310 nt
Organism: Sodiomyces alkalinus F11
Lineage: Eukaryota; Fungi; Ascomycota; Sordariomycetes; Glomerellales; Plectosphaerellaceae
Exons: 3
Coding region: 1-981 (326 amino acids)
Molecular function (GO): ribosome binding
Source: RefSeq, a predicted model, not a curated record
AUGGCUUGGCAUUCGGUGACUGGCCCGAAGGGUUCUGCCGAUCGGACCUGGUAUGGCAACACAAGCGCCCAGGCCUUGAACGCGUCCAUCAACCCCCCCGCAUCCACCCGGCCCCCUCAUCUCCUCCUCCCGGUUCGCGACCCCUCUGCGUCGACGAUCAUCCACUGGAUCAACAUCGGCAAAGCAUACGUGUCCUUCUACAAAUCCGGCGUCAAAGCCGUCUUCGCCAACCGCCGCCUCCUCCGCGACACCCUCGCCUCGAAACCCGAAUCCGACCGCCGCCCGCCGCCGUCCUGGAAACCCGCGCAUCCUCCUCCUCCCUCCUACAGCCGUGCCGACUGGGUCCUCCUCUGGCGCGUCCGCCACGACCUCGUCCGCGUCCCCAUCUUCGCCCUAGUCCUCCUCGUCUGCGGCGAGUUCACCCCCCUCAUCGUGCUCGCCAUCGACGGCAUUGUCCCAUACAGCUGCCGCUUGCCGCGCCAGAUCGGCGCGUCCAUGGCCGCCGCCGAGGACCGCCGCCGCGCCUCCUUUACCCGUCUCGAGAUCGAUUACCCGCGCGGCGUCCUCGCGGAAGAGGAGAACGUCGGCGCCGCCCGCCGUGCCGCUAGGCAGCAUGUCUUGCGGAGUCUGCAUCUCCCCGGUGCUAUGUGGGAUAAGUUGGGCUUCAUGCCCCCGGGCAUGUGGUUUAUCAAGGGCCAGUUGAGGAUGGGGUUCUUGGAGGGCGACGACAACUUGCUGUUGCAGGACGGCGCCUUGUCUGACCUGGUGCACGAGGAGCUCAGGAUCGCCUGUGCAGAAAGAGGGAUCGGCGUCAUAGGACGUGGGGAUGGGGAGUUACGGGAACUUUUGGGUGAUUGGUUGCGGCUGACGGCAGACGAGGACGCCGUUGCGAAGAGGAAACGCAUGACCGUGCUCUUGACGACAAGAGUGGAAAACUGGCCAACGACUCGCGACUUUUCCCUGCCUACAUGGCACCUGUAACCGCUUGUCCUGCAUGGAUUGGUCCUGUACGAGUAUGCCACGUCGGUUCUGGACCCCGGGACGACAUGUAUCAUUUCUUCUGCCGAUUUGCGAAUCGCAUCAUCUGUGGGUUUAGGAAAUAGGGAAUGAAGAGGCGGGCGGGCGAUGGGCGCCGAAGACUAAAAAAAUCAAAACACUAGAUGAGGAGUAUCCAGGAGUGGUGAUAGACGUGACUGAAUCAGAUCCCUGGGUCACAAAUGUAUGGGCUCCAGCCAUAGAGACUGUAUCAACUGAAUAGAUAGUGAAUUAAAGAAGCCUCGAUAACUAAUGUUUGGCUGAUGUCCCAGGGC